This is a messenger RNA of Melopsittacus undulatus (budgerigar), 1461 nucleotides long. RefSeq names its product procollagen C-endopeptidase enhancer (gene PCOLCE). Lineage: Eukaryota; Metazoa; Chordata; Aves; Psittaciformes; Psittaculidae. Gene Ontology annotation, molecular function: collagen binding; peptidase activator activity; protein binding. Gene Ontology annotation, biological process: proteolysis. The record is from RefSeq and is a predicted model, not a curated record.
CCCUUUUGCCCCCGUGGCCUCUCUCCGGUCCCCAUUCGCCGCCAUGGGGCCGGUCCCGGUGCUGCUCCCGUUGCUGCUCAGCGGCCUAUGGGGGGCAAUGGGGCAGAACCCGACCCCCAACGGCACCAGACCCGUGUUCCCGUGCGGGGGGGAGCUCAGAGGUGAAUCCGGUUACGUGGCCAGCGAAGGUUUCCCCAGACCCUACCCCCCAAACACCAACUGCACCUGGAGCAUCACGGUCCCCGAGAACCAAUCAGCAUCCCUCUCCUUCCGUGUCUUUGACCUUGAGCCUGACCUCCGCUGCCGGUUCGAUGUGGUGUCAGUGUGGGGGGGGUCGGGCCCGGACCCCCCCCUGCUGGGCCGGUACUGUGGUACCUUCCGGCCCGGCCCCCUCCGGGCUCCCAGUAACCGGAUACUGGUGCGGAUGGAGAGCGAUGGGGCCACCAAUGGGAGGGGGUUUCUGGCCUGGUACAGUGCAGGACCUGCUGUGGGGCAUGAGCAUCAGUUGUGUGGGGGGGGUCUGGAGCAGCCCCAGGGGACCCUGAGCUCCCCCAAUUGGCCUGAGCACAAUUACCCCCCCGGGGUCAGCUGCACGUGGUACAUCCGGGCCCCCCCCGGCAAGGUGGUGGAGCUGAGCUUCAGGAAGCUGGAUGUGGAGCCGGAUGCUCACUGCAGAUAUGAUCACGUGUCUGUGUUUGAUGGGGGUCGAUCUGAUGCCACCCGCAGGGUGGGCAGGUUCUGUGGGGAGGAGACCCCUGGCCCCAUUAUCUCCUCAGGUCCUGAGCUCCUUGUCCAGUUCGUGUCUGAUCUCAGUGUCACAGCUGAUGGAUUCACUGCUUCCUAUGUCCAUCGGAGCCCCCCCGGCCCCAUAGCGACCCCCGGCCCCAUAGUGACCCCCGGCCCCAUAGCGACCCCCGGCCCCCAUAGCGACCCUGGCCCCAUAGCGACCCCCGGCCCCAUAGAGGGCACUGGCCCUAUAGGGGGCACUGGCCCUAUAGAGGGUACCAGCCCCAUUGCCUGCCCCGAGCGCUGCCGCCGCACGGGGUCGCUGCAGAGCAGCUUCUGUGCCAGCGACUUCGUGCUGACGGGCACAGUGAAGUCCCUCACUCGGGGCCCCCCCCCGGACCAAGGCUGGGUCCUCAUCUCCAUCCUGGGCCUCUAUAAAGGGGGGGGGGCUCUGGGGGUGCCCCCCCCGUCCAAAGGGACCUCAAUGCGCAUGCUCCUGCCCUGCAGGCUCUGCCCCAGCCUCAAGAAAGGCUCCAGUUACAUCCUAAUGGGCCGUAUGGGGGAGGGGGGAGGGGCUCUGCUCCCCCCCGAUGCCUUCGUGGUCCCAUUCCGGCCCCAACAGCAGCUCCAGGUCCUGACCAACCUCAGCAAGAGGGGGUGCAGGGGCCGAGCCUGACCCCCCCCCCGUCCCUAUGGCACAUGGAACAGUCCGUUCCCCCCCCCCCCAUUCAUGCC